GUGGACGCGAACCAAAGACAAAGCUGUGGGUUAGCUAUGUACUUGUCCAUAUCGAUGCCUUCCAUUAUUCGAUGCAGGUUUCUCGGAGAGAAACCACGCGAUCCCUACAGAGUUCCUCUAAGGCUCUUAUAAGAGGGCAUCCCGCUCAUUCUUGUUCCUAUUGCUCCAGUCCAGUAGUCGCCCAACGCCCAUCGCCCAUCGCCCACCGCCCAUCGCCCAUUGCCCCUGGCCGCCGCUCGUUCGUUGUUCCUUUGUAUACUCGCCGCCAUUAUGAGGGCCACCCUCAUUACCUGUCUGGCUACAUUUGCCCAUUUCACUUCAGAUCCCCUUUGUGAGAACAGUGCUACUUCCAGGUCAUGCUGGGGGGAGUAUUCUAUAGAUACAGACUACUAUUCUGUUACACCCAGCACAGGAGUCACCAGAGAGUAUUGGCUCUCUGUCGAGAACACAACGCUAGCACCGGAUGGAUACGAACGACAAGUCCUGACAUUCAAUGGAACCUUGCCAGGCCCAGCCAUCAUUGCUGAUUGGGGCGACGAGAUUAUUGUUCAUGUCACGAAUAAUCUGGAGCACAAUGGAACUUCCAUUCACUGGCACGGUCUUCGACAGCUAAACAACAACCAAGCUGACGGCGUUCCGGGAGUUACCCAGUGUCCAAUCGCACCAGGCGGAAACUACACCUACAAGUUUCAAGCCACUCAGUACGGCUCAUCAUGGUACCACUCUCACUUCACUCUGCAGUACGGCGAAGGGCUCUAUGGACCCUUGAUCAUCAACGGCCCUGCGACUUCAGAUUAUGAUGAAGAUCUCGGCGUGUUGUUCAUAUCGGACUGGUCCCACCAGACUCUGUUUGAGUUGUGGGAUUAUGCUCAAACAGUCGGGGCUCCAACCCUAGACAACGGCCUGAUCAAUGGGACAAACACCUAUGACUGCUCAAACUCUACCGAUGCUAACUGCAUUGGUGGCGGAAAGAAAUUCGAAACUGUCUUCGUCCCUGGCACAAAGUAUCGGCUGCGUCUGAUCAACGUUGCCACCAAUGCUCACCUUCAGUUCUCUAUAGAUGGGCAUAAUUUGACAGUCAUCGCCAACGAUUUGGUGCCUAUCGUGCCGUACGAGACCGAAAGUAUUCUUCUGGGUAUCGGCCAACGGUACGAUGUCAUUGUUGAAGCCAAUGCUGAGCCUGGUGACUACUGGCUUCGUGGUGGUUGGCAGGAGUCGUGUACAGUGCCAAACAACAACGCUGCGAAUAUCACGGGAAUUGUGAGAUAUGACUCGACGAGUACCGCUGAUCCCACCACCACCGGCGUCACAAUUAGCGAGACUUGCGGUGACGAACCUCUAGCAAGCCUUGUCCCGCACCUCGCUAUUGAUGUCGGUAACUAUUCCUCGAUCACCGAAGAGGAUGUAGGCAUCGCUUUCGGCGACGCUGUGACUUGGACGGUCAACAGCAGUACGCUGUAUCUGAAUUGGUCGGACCCAACGAACCACAGAAUAGCCACCAAUCAAUCCAUAUUCCCCACGGAGUACAACGUCGUUCCUGUCAAUAAGACGAAUUCCAGUGACGAAUGGGCGGUAUUUGUGAUAGAAGAUCAGAGUGGUGAAGGGCUGGUCCAUCCCAUUCAUCUUCACGGUCACGAUUUCUGGGUGCUUGCGCAGGACUCGGGUCACUUCAACGGCAGUGGCGUGAACCUCACAAACCCACCCCGGCGCGAUGUCGCUUCACUUCCUGGAAAUGGCCAUCUCGUCCUUGCCUUCAAGAAGGACAACCCGGGCUCGUGGCUGCUCCACUGCCACGUCUCAUGGCAUAGCAGCCAAGGAUUCGCAUUGCAGUUUGUGGAGUCGGAGAGUGAGAUCGCGGGCACGAUCACCGAGACAGAUGCCCUCAUUGAUACCUGUUCGGCCUGGACGUCCUACACGGCUACUGAACUGUAUUCCCAGGAGGACUCUGGGAUAUAG
Molecule: messenger RNA, 1956 nt
Organism: Amorphotheca resinae ATCC 22711
Lineage: Eukaryota; Fungi; Ascomycota; Leotiomycetes; Helotiales; Amorphothecaceae
Exons: 6
Coding region: 271-1956 (561 amino acids)
Molecular function (GO): copper ion binding; oxidoreductase activity
Source: RefSeq, a predicted model, not a curated record